Molecule: messenger RNA, 762 nt
Organism: Adineta ricciae
Lineage: Eukaryota; Metazoa; Rotifera; Eurotatoria; Adinetida; Adinetidae
Source: the annotation of a GenBank genome assembly
AUGUAUACGAGAGACAAUAUAAACUUAGAUAUUAUCAAAAGAAAUUGCCAAGAAAAAAAUGUCGCCAAUGAAGCAAACAAUUGUGUUUUACUCACCACUGGCUCUUUAAAUCCAAUUCAUCGUUCGCAUCUGAAAAAUCUUUCAUUAGUUAAAGCAUAUCUUGAAAAACAUAAAGACCGACCGUUAAAUGUGCUAGCUGCUUAUUUAUCACCGUCACACGAUUCAUACGUUCGACACAAAUUGGGUGAAACGGAUUGGAUUCCUGGCGCAGAACGAAGUGAUCUUUGCCACUACGCUAUUAAUCAUGAUAAAUUAGAAGACUUUGUGUCUGUUUCAAAAGCUGAACUCGAAUGCCGAGGUUUUGUUGAUUUCGAUCAAGUGACCAUUGAGCUCGAGAGAUUCCUUAAUCGCGAACUGCAUGAAUCCCAAUCAAUUCUUUCUCAUCCGCUGAAAGUUGUUUAUGUCUGCGGACUGGAUCAUUUUAAUAAAUGUCCUUACGUGGAAACAUUAGCUGCGGCAAAGAACGUUGCUUGUGCUAUCAUUUAUCGUCUCGGUGCUUCGGACAAUCGUAUUCAACGUUUACAAGAACGCAAUUCCAAAGUUUAUUAUAUUACAUUGGACGACGAACGUGAGACCCUUGUUGAUAUAAGUUCUACGGAAAUUCGGAAACGAUAUCGAGACAGUUUCCAACAAACAGAUGCGGAUGAGAUCACGUAUCCAUUUGUACAGGAAUAUUUGACAAAAAAAUAUCAAAAACGCUAA